AUGCAGAAUCCUAACAGCAUUCUAAAUUUAGUUCUGAUUGGCUUUCAUCACAGGAAGGGGUCUGUUGUUGAGCUAGUCUAUCCCUCACUGUCAUGUGAUAGUUCUGAUCCUACACAUCUCCCUUAUCCAUGGCGUCAUUUGCCUGCUUUAGCAAUAGCCGAUGGAGCCCAUAACUACACAAAAGAUUGCACAUAUUUCAGCCUACCUUCGAUAGAGAAGAAGGGUGACUCUGUUUUUGGAAUUGCUUGUUACCGCCAGGCAGACUCGGCUUCGUAUGUUCAACCUAAUCCUGAGAUCACUCGAAACACUGUACAGAAAAGCUUGGUUGUACUAUCGAGAUUUCCACUUUUUAGUUUCAUCGCCCAUCAUCUUACGACAAUAAUUGAUAAUCUGUUUAAAAGCAAAGGUUUUACUCCAGAAAGUCUCCAGAACUCAUAUGAACAAUUAAGUCAUUUUGUAGACACUGUUUUAAGUGAUCCAAUUUCUUACCAAGAUGCACUAUUUUAUAAUCUAAGUGCGUCCAAUUUUGUUCGCGUUUACAAACGUGACGCAUUAUGUCUAUUCAAAUUACUUUUAUUGGAAAGACGUAUUUUAUUUACGGGAGAUUCUGGCGGAACUCUAUCAAAUUGGAUGUUAACUUUACUCAGUUUGUAUCCAGAUAUGUUACGUAGUGGUUUGUCACAAUGUUCCGUUAUUGAUCCCUCAUGGAUUUCAGAAGCAAGUUAUUGGCCUGAUAUGAAUGAUUCCAGUUCAAAUAGCUUUAAUUCUUAUCAGUAUUCAUUAGAAGGAUCAUUAACUAAGAUCAGUGGACAAGUGUCAGAACAGAAUACAGAUUCAACUCUAAAUAAAGAAGAAAACGUUCAGCUUACUUCAAAUGUUGAUUCCAAGAACUCAGCCAAUAAUAUUGAUCCACAAAGAACUCAUAUAAUAAAUGUAUCUGACACAUUACAUACGGAAUCAAAACAAUCUGUAAUAAAUGAGUCAUAUAAAAAAUAUCAAACCAACAAUUUUCUGGAGAAAAUAACUGACGAUUCAAUGUUUAAAUUUUCGUUAAAUUCACCAUUUCCUACUGACGAUUGGGGAUUUCCUUUAUCUGUAUUUACGAAAUCUUAUUUAGCGCCUAUGUAUAUUCCCCUUGGUUUAAUGGAUAUACUACUAGAACAUUCUAGUCUUCCUAUGCCAUUCAGAUCAAGUAUUAAUUUAUCAUCAUCUGGAACUCAGAGUCUGACUUUAACCGAUCGAUCAGUACGUGGUUUUGUAGCUGGUGCAACCAAUCCCUUAUUGCAAUCAAACAAACAACUAACUGAGGUUUUCGUGUCAUCCUUAUCGCCUGUUAAGGAUAUUUGUGAAAAAUACUUCCCGCAUUUGUUUGAACUAACCGGUGCAUUUGGAAAACCGACCUUUGGAAUAGAAACAGAUUCUAUGUCGAGUCUUUCACUGUCUGAAAAUUCAACGAAAACUUCUUAUUCCAUUAAUGUCGAUAGUGAAAAGAAUACACAAAACACGGGAUCCAAAGUUUCAAAUUUUUCACGACCAUUUUCGUUGCCCAAAAGAUCACAACCAAUCAUUCAAAUAAAUUCAGAAAACAUUACUGAUAAGUAUCCUGCCAACUCACGCUCUAUGCCUGUUCCGCUGAACCGUGCAUUGCAACUAAGUCGUACUGAUAGAUUGUUUAUUGAUCAUUUGGUAAUGACUGUCAAUACAUGGUACAGUGCACAAAUAGACUAUUGUCAACAAUUGUCUUCCAAAAAAGGUGAAUUGGUAACAUCCCAUAGCUUUCAUAGAUUAGACCAAUUGGAUACAGAAACUUUGGAACAGCUCACAUUAAUCCAAAAAACAGCCUUAUUAAGAUUUCCAUCUCAAACUAUUUUAGAUGCUUGGAUACGACAACAGUUUUUAAUUUAUUUAAGAGCAUUAUUAUUAUCUGCUCAAGGUUACAAUUCCAAUGCAUCAGACUUUCAGUCAGCCUAUUUAACUUGUUUUCGUUUAACAAGAAAUUUUUUAAUUUGGCGUUAUCAAUUUAUUCCAAGUCAAUUGUUUACUGUUUCUAAACCAGAACAAAUUCAUCAUAAUACUUCUGACACCCAAUUAAUCAACAAACCAAUAGAUGAUAAUGUGGAAAUUUUAAAAACAACUGGAGAUUCAUAUAAUUCACAGUUGCAGGACUCAUGUAAAACUUCACCAGACUCUGUUGCUGCUGUAGUCUCGCAACAUCCUGGACGUAAACUUGCAGAACCUGAUGAUUGGAUUCAAAUUGCUGGUAGUUUUAAAAAGUUGAGCAACAUGGCUGCUGAUCAAGGUCGGAGACUUGUCAGUCAAAGUGUUGCUGGUCUUGUGAAAUUCGGCAGUGAUUUCAACUCGACAUUUCGUUCAUCUUUGCCAUCAAGUUUUGUUUGGAAAUUCUCAGAUGCUCUUAAAUCAGUUGUUUCAAAUCCCAUAUCAAUUAGUUCUCCAAUUCUACCACUUGAAACCACAGGUACCAAAGGUGAAUCAGUUUCUCCAGAAAUCAAUGUUCCGAAAACUCAGAUACCAGAUAAUAAAAUUUACUUUUAA
Messenger RNA from Schistosoma mattheei, 2553 nucleotides. NCBI's taxonomy places the organism in Eukaryota, Metazoa, Platyhelminthes, Trematoda, Strigeidida, Schistosomatidae. The record is from the annotation of a GenBank genome assembly.